UGCUGAGCCUCUUCACUCACCACAAGCAUAUACCCAAGCACCAACACCAUGCCAUCGAUAUCCCUCGCUCCUCCCAAUCUACCGCUACCGUCGGUACUGCUGCAGCAGGUCAGAUCUUCAUGCGCCGAGGCCGCCAAAGCAGCGGGCAUCCGAAUCGACGAAACCCGCCUCACGGCCCUCCUCGCCUCCUCCUCCCCUCUUCCCCCAGCCACCUCUAAGGACUACUCCCUUGCCUUUCCCCUCAAGUGGGACUCCACAUCACACGAAGUCAACUUCCUCUCCCUACUCGCAAUCCUGUCCGUCCUCUCCCCUAGUGAAUCUCUUCUACGGCAGCUGCCCAACACACCGAGCCCUUCGUCCCUCCCGCGGCACCUCCUACUGGGGCUCUACCUCUCCGCACCGCCUUCCAAUCACGCAAGCGCUCCCUCCCCGCUAUCCUCAGCGCACAUAGCCGGUCUGAAGGACGGAGAGGUGGCAGACAUUGUAGGCUUGAAGAUUCACCAGGAGAAGAGGGUGGAGCAUAUACCCGUGGCGACGCUGGCCGAGAGGGGUGGACCCGGCAGUGAGAUUGUCAGUCGGAUGAGGGAGACACUCAAUCGAGUCGGGGACCGCUGCGUGGAGAAUCGGUACGUCGAUCUGGGAGCGUUCGUUGCUGAGACUCUGGGACAAUGUAAGAGCAUUGCCGCUGGCAAAGGCGAAGAGGAAGCUGUCGGGCACUUUGUCAAUCGGCUGGUCUCCUUCCUCCCAAUCGACACGACCGACUCCUACACCCUCUCGGAAGACGUCCAAGUGCACAUCUACAGCAAUGCGCUAUUCCUCCUCCUCUCCCUCACGCUCCGCUUCGGCCCCUCCUCCACCCCCUCAUCCUCCUCUGCCCUCCCCUGGUUGCCCUCUCCCUCCAUCUUCCCUCUUCUGGCGGACGGUCAUCUGCCCCUUCUACUAGCACGUAGAGGCAUCCUGGACCUCAGCGAGUGUGCAGAUCGCAAGUUGCGCGCCUGGGGGGAAUGGGCCUCGGCUCCUGACCUGGAUCCAAACAGAUCGACUCAAGAGCCCUCUCUGACUUCGGACCAGGCGCACCUACUGCGAGCCGCCUCGAUUCACGCAGGCGAGCUUCUCCGGUCUAAGCUCGCAGAAUCAGGGAGAGGGGCAGGUGAAGAGGGAGCGAGAGCAAUUGUGUUGGACUUUGAUGCUUUCCUGCGUAGGCAAGGAGCAGGCGCAGGUGAAGGGAGGGGUCUCCUCGUAGAGGAGCGGGAGAUUGAAAAGUGCGGAAAGUGGUAGAUGUCACCAAAGGUGAAAUGAACGCAGUGUUGCAAUGGAAAACCCAAGUGAU
Microstroma glucosiphilum is the source of this 1330-nucleotide messenger RNA. RefSeq lists its product as hypothetical. The transcript has 2 exons. The record is from RefSeq and is a predicted model, not a curated record. NCBI's taxonomy places the organism in Eukaryota, Fungi, Basidiomycota, Exobasidiomycetes, Microstromatales, Microstromataceae. The coding region runs from base 49 to 1278 and encodes 409 amino acids.